CGAGCAGGCGGCGCGGCAUCCGACGUACGCUCUGUUGGCUCUGCUUUCUGUCGAGUGUUUUUAACGUAGAAGGAUAUCUGCAAACUGAUUGUUAAAGUGUUUACUUAUUAAGCGCUAUUUAUAGCGCAUACAUAAUGUAGCCGUAUGCUCACAGCAUGUGUGGCGAUCCCUUGGGGCCAUGUUUAUGUUUUUAAUUCGCUAUGUAAUAUAAAGUAAUGCAACUAAAUAUGCAGCAGAAACAUAGCAACGCGUGCUUCGUCAAUUGAUUCGUUUCUGCGCUGCUAUGGAACUACCUGGCAACGGUUCACCUGUUCUGCACGUUGUCGUCGUUGGUUUCCAUCACAUCAGGGGUUACCAGCUGGAAUACGCUUAUCCACCAUUGGCUGAUGAGCUCCCUGAAGCUUGGAAGCAUCUCCCGUCUCUUGCCUUGCCUGAUGGUGCACACAAUUAUGAAGAAGAUACAGUUUAUUUUCAUCUUCCUGGCUUGGACAACCCAAAAAACACAAUUUUUGGAAUUUCCUGUUAUCGACAAAUCAAUGCUGAGAAGCUGCUCCACCGUGGAUCCGACAUCACACGCAGUUCUGUGCAGAAGAGUGUUUGUGUCUUGAGUCGGCUCCCUCUCUUUGGCUUAAUCCAAGCCAAACUCCAGCUGGUCACUCAUGCAUACUUUGAAGAAAGAGACUUCAGUAAAGUGUCACUUCUGGAGGAAACUUUUUGUAGCCUCAAUUCCCUGCUCUCAUCAGAUAUGCUCGAGGGCGGACAGCCAUUUCUGGGUCUAUCAUCCCGAGACCUGAUUCUCCAUUUUAAACACAAGGCAGUGCUGCUCUUCAAGCUCUUGCUGCUUGAGCGAAAGGUGCUGUUUUACAAGACCCCAGUUAAAGAUCUCUGUUCAACUGUGCUUACUCUUUGUUCCCUUUUUCCAGGAUUGGUUGAGCAAGGCUUACUGGAAUCGGCCUCCACCCUCAGUGGCAAGAACAUGCAGGAAACGGAACCCAGGAAGCAGAGCUUGGAUGACGAGAACCCCUCUCAAGACCUGAGUCUACUCUCCAAGACGAUCAGGGCCCUGGACAGCGGAUCGGAGUCUGAGCAGUUGUUGAACAAGAUCUUGCCCACCAGUCUAGUGGGAGAUGUCUUUGAGGAUGAGGACAAACUAGUCAGUGAUAUUGAGGAACUCUUAGAUCCCAAGGAUAAGACUGAGAUGAGAUCCAAGUUGGAGUUUGUGGAUGACAGCAAGUCCUUGUGUAAAGAGUCCAUAUGGAGUAGAGUUCCAUCUGCCAUCUACAGCUUAGCGUCAAAGGAAACUGCAAUGAAGGAAGAGACAUCUCCACUGGAAGAUGGUGUGAUCACAUUUAACUUACCUGAAAGUCCUGCAGAAGAUCUUGUACUCCAGUCCAAAGUGUUGGCACUCAGAAAUGAAGAAUGUGGACUACCACUCAGCAUUUUCACAAAGGGUUCACUGUGCCUGCCGUACGUAUCAUUGCCCAUAAUUGAUGUUCUGAAUGACAUGAGUGUAAGGAGCUGCAUCGUGGGUGCCACUAAUGACCUCUUUAAACAGAAGAAGCACCUCUUUGAUGUCAUUGUGGAGAUCGAUGAGGGCAAGAUCAAUGUCUUUGAUAGCGAUUUGCGUCGGCAAAUCAACUUGACAAUGGAGGACCUCCGAUUUGCAGACUACCUUGUCAAGAAUGUGCUUGAUGAGAGCAAAGAUGUAUUCCUCGAAGGGACAGGUUGGCAAGGCGGAGACGAGUGGCUACGGGCCCAGUUCAAGAUAUAUCUAGUCAGCCUGUUAAGAACGGCACAGUUAGAAGAGGGCAGUAGAGAACAGGACUCAUUCAAUGCGUCUUUUAUUAGUACAUGGAAAACGACGCACAACUUUAAAAUGUGGAACAGUGUUGAGCACCCUUGUCUCGACGAAAUUCCAUCAGGGCACUUCUACAGAGGACAAUGGCCAACAGUGGCCGAUAUGAAGCUACGGAUAUCACAUUCCAUACAGAGUUCAGAAAGGGGUCGCAAGAUCAACCAGGCAGUUGUAUCCACAGGCCGUGCGGUUGCACAGACGACUGGAAAAGUUGUUGGCGGAGCUUUGACGUCUGCAAAGUCAGUGGUAUCAUCGUUGUGGUCCCACUUUAAUGUUUCAUCGCAAGAGUCUCUCCCCUCCAAGGAAGACAACUGUGAAUAGUUUGACUUUUGCUACUCUGCAGAAGCAUAAUUUAUUAUUUAUUCCUUUCAUUACCAUAAAUGAGAAUUGUGCCAGCCAAGCUACGAAAAUAAAAACCGACAGUCGUU
Ornithodoros turicata is the source of this 2283-nucleotide messenger RNA. Its product is annotated as late secretory pathway protein AVL9 homolog. NCBI's taxonomy places the organism in Eukaryota, Metazoa, Arthropoda, Arachnida, Ixodida, Argasidae. The record is from RefSeq and is a predicted model, not a curated record. The coding region runs from base 284 to 2176 and encodes 630 amino acids. The transcript is spliced from 16 exons. Gene Ontology annotation, cellular component: cytoplasm.